Molecule: messenger RNA, 2747 nt
Organism: Cuculus canorus (common cuckoo)
Lineage: Eukaryota; Metazoa; Chordata; Aves; Cuculiformes; Cuculidae
Gene: POU4F2
Product: POU class 4 homeobox 2
Exons: 2
Coding region: 91-1287 (398 amino acids)
Biological process (GO): regulation of transcription by RNA polymerase II
Molecular function (GO): RNA polymerase II cis-regulatory region sequence-specific DNA binding; DNA-binding transcription factor activity, RNA polymerase II-specific
Source: RefSeq, a predicted model, not a curated record
GCAAGGCGGGGGGGGCCGGGGCUCCUGUGGCUUUUUCCGGGGGGUCCCGGCCCCGCACCCCUGCCCUUUCCUCUGGCGGCGAACACCACGAUGAUGUCCCUGAGCAGCAAGCAGCCCUUCGGCCUCCCCCACGGCAGCGGCAGCGGCGGCCUCCACGAAACCAAGUACUCGGCCCUGCACGCCGCCUCGCCCUGCCCCUCCGCCGCCGCCCCCGCCGACAGCUCCCCCAGCAGCACCAGCACCGGCGGCUCCGCCGGGCGCGGCUCCGGCUCCGGCUCGGGCGGCUCCGGCAGCGGCGGCGGCGCGGAGGCGAUGCGGCGGGGCUGCCUGCCCGCCCCCCCGAGCAAUAUAUUCGGCGGUCUGGACGAGAGCCUGCUGGCCCGCGCCGAAGCCCUGGCAGCGGUGGACAUCGUCUCCCCGAGCAAGAGCCACCACCACCACCACCCGCCGCACCACAGCCCCUUCAAGCCGGACGCCACCUACCACACCAUGAACACCAUCCCCUGCACCUCGGCCGCCUCCUCCUCCUCGGUGCCCAUCUCCCACCCGUCCGCCCUGUCGAGCACCCACCACCACCACCACCAUCACCACCACCACCACCACCAGCCCCACCAGGCGCUGGAAGGGGAACUCUUGGAGCACCUGACGCCGGGCUUGGCGCUGGGGGCCAUGGCAGCCCCCGACGGCGCCGUGGUCUCCACGCCGGGCCACGCUCCGCACAUGGCCGGGAUGAACCCCAUGCACCCGGCGGCGCUGGGCAUGGCCCACGCCCACGGGCUGCCGGCUCAUAUGGGCUGCAUGAGCGACGUGGACGCCGACCCCCGCGACCUGGAGGCCUUCGCCGAGCGCUUCAAGCAGCGCCGCAUCAAGCUGGGGGUGACCCAAGCCGAUGUGGGCUCGGCGCUGGCCAACCUGAAGAUCCCCGGGGUAGGGUCCCUCAGCCAGAGCACCAUCUGCCGCUUCGAGUCGCUCACCCUCUCCCACAACAACAUGAUCGCCCUCAAACCCAUCCUGCAGGCCUGGCUGGAGGAGGCCGAGAAGUCCCACCGCGAGAAGCUGGCCAAGCCCGAGCUCUUCAGCGGAGCCGAGAAGAAGCGCAAGAGGACCUCCAUCGCCGCCCCGGAGAAGCGCUCGCUGGAGGCCUACUUCGCUCUCCAGCCCCGUCCUUCCUCCGAGAAGAUCGCUGCCAUCGCCGAGAAGCUGGACCUCAAGAAGAACGUGGUGCGCGUUUGGUUCUGCAACCAGCGCCAGAAGCAGAAGCGCAUGAAAUACUCUGCCGGCAUCUGAGCCGGGCAAGAACCGACUCCUCGGCAUCAUCAGAAAAAAACCCCACAACGAUAAAAUGAAACAAACCACAACGAAUAAAGGAAAGGAGGAAAAAGCAAAACACGCACCCCAGCCCACCUCCCCCCCCUCAGCCCACCCGACCCCAACUUUGGGGGGAAACUUCCCCGCGGAGCCGCCGCCCGGACCCGCCCCGGCAAGUACCGCUGGUUUUUGUUCUUAAAGGACCUCGCGGGAGGUGCCCCUCGCAGCGGGUUGUGCCACGGGUUGUCUCGGGACCCAAACUUGAAGCUAGAGUUGAGGCUUGCGCCGCGAGAGACGUCUCAAAAAGUAUUUUGAUUUAAAUAAUAAUAAUAAUGAUUUAAAAAAAUAAUAUGGCAGGUUUUUCUGCGUUUACACUGCGUAUUAUAAAUAUAUAAAUAUAUAUAUAUUUUUACUGUGGUUAUUAUCCUUUUCCUUCUCUGAAGUUAUAACGCUUAGGGAAAGAGCUGAUCCUGCUGUGUUCACUGGUCUUCAAAAGCUAUUAUUAGAUUACUGCCAAACAACCCCUUGUAAAUUAUUAAUUUCUCUCUCUAGCAACUUCAUUUUGUGCUCAUUCUAAUUAAUUACACCUCUUUAAUCUAAGUCUUGAUAAAAGUGAAAAAAAAACCUGAUAGUGAGAAUCAAAUAUUUUGUGUUGGUAGGAUUUAUGAACGUGAGCUUUUUCUCUUCUUCUUCUGAACGUCCCUUUUGGCCAUCUGUAAAUUGUCACCUGAACCUAAGGUAUUUCUCUGGCGAGUAUUUCUUAUUCGUACGGCGUCGGCACCCUGUAGUAGAUGUCCUACAUUAUUUGUGUAGCCUGAUUCACUGUCCCGGGUAUUUGUUUACCGCGUUACAUAUUUAAUGGGGGUUCCCAUAUUGUCCCCAGCACACGCUGCUUCCAAAGCGAGAAUGGACGUGGCCGCGUAGGUGACAGCGCGUGUAUAUGGGUUUGUCCCUUCGGGUUUCUUGCCAGCACAAUAUUCGUCUUUCUCGAUUUCAAAGCUGUAUCGCGACGGUGUUCAGACCGGCUCGGUUAUCUAUCUAUCUAUCUAUCUGAUUGCUUAUUUAUUUAUUUAUGUUGUCGGUCGGUCGGUUAUUUAUUACUUUUAAUUGCAAUACUUUUCCACGGAGGAAUGUCCCUUUUGGAGGGCUGUUUGUAGAAAAGCCAAAUUGAAAUUUGUAGAAAAGGGAGCUAGCGAGCGAGGCUGCACUGCUUGUAAAUUCACAAACGGUUUGGUACAUUUCUUUUGGAACAACAACAAUAAAACAAGGGUACUCGGUUGGGUACCUGUAUGUAUUGUAAAUAUUUCAUUGGCGUUGACGCACAUAUAGAUAUAUUCUUACAGAUUCCGCUGUAUCGCUGUUCUCUCCGAGAUUGUUUGAAGUCUUAAGUUCUGUACAUGACCCGAUUUCGUUGGGGUUUGGGUUUCUUUUUGCUUAAU